Molecule: messenger RNA, 1755 nt
Organism: Penaeus vannamei (Pacific white shrimp)
Lineage: Eukaryota; Metazoa; Arthropoda; Malacostraca; Decapoda; Penaeidae
Source: RefSeq, a predicted model, not a curated record
AUGGAACUUCACGUGGCUACUCACACUGGGGAGACCCUUUGCCUGCCCCAACUGCCCUUCAGAGCUGUCCAUAGCGCAACCUCAAGACCCACAUUCGGACCCACACGGAGAGAAAAGCCCUUUGCCUGCCUUACUGCCCGUACUCCGCCGCGCAAAAGGAAAGUUGAAGCGCACAUCCGCACUCACACCGGGGAGAAGCCCUUUGCCUGUGAAUACUGUCCUUACCGCUCGACCGCGGAAGGACCACCUCAAGUCCCACGUGAGGCUGAGGCAUUCCCAAAGGAUCAACCCCCCCGGCGUGAAGGAUGGAAGGACUCUAGUGGGAACCCUGGAAGCCAUGCUGAGAUUUUUGUGAUAGAGAUUGAUAUUGAGGAUUUAGAUGAACAGAAACGGGAAGUUGAUGAACAGGUUUGUACUUUUGUCUGCAGGACAGGGGUUCGACUGAGAGCAGCAUGCCUUGGCUUAGUCUACAAGAAGCUUAUGAGAAUGUCCAGUCUUGGGAAUAAAAGCAUAGGAGAAGUGAUAAAUCUAUUUGCUAAUGAUGCUCAGCGUAUAUAUGACUUUGUUGUGUUGGGUCCUCUUAUUAUUGGAGGACCUGUUGUGGCAAUUGGAGGGGUCAUUUACAUCUUGUGGCUGUUAGGACCCUGGGCAUUGUUUGGAAUGUUGACCUUCCUGCUCUUCUAUCCUUUUCAGUAUGGCAUUUCUCGUUUGACUGGUUACCUACGCCGCCGCACAGUAACAGUCACUGAUGAGCGAGUUCGAAUGAUGAAUGAAUUGUUGACAUGUGUCAAGCUUAUCAAAAUGUAUGCGUGGGAGAAGAGUUUUGCUUCUAGUAUUACAGAGAUACGAAAACGUGAGAGACAUCUGCUGGAAAAGUCAGCCUAUGUUCAGAGCAUCAGUUUGGCCAUGGCUCCCACAGUGCCCGUGAUUGCAGCCAUUGUUACCUUUCUGGCUCACAUUGGUGCUGGAUAUAACCUUUACAGCUGCGCAGGCAUGGUCCUUCUCAGGGCUUUCUGGCCAAAUUCACUUUGGAAUGGACUGUAUCACAUAUUGUCUAGUCUCUAUACGGGAAGGACAGAUCUCACUAGAGCGAUGCAAGGUAUGCUGUUUGUCAUAGUUAUUUUGUGGCGGAGUGUAUUGCUGCUUCCUAUGUCUUGUUAUUGUAAUGGGGGAAAAACAACUAAUGGCUCUGGUGUUUAGAAUGUUUGCUUGGAAUAUAUAGCUUUUAUAUGGUGAUAAGUCAGUUCAACUUUUUUUGGGGGGGAGAAAUGUGAAAAAAAUGUGUAUGUUCAUGUGUGUAUGUGAGUGUAAGUAUGUUUAUGUUUCACAAGCACCCGAGGGUAAAUUUUAUGAAUUCAUAAAUCUUCAGGUUUACCCUCAAUACUUUUGGUUGUGCAGGGCUCUCCAUGUGGUGAUCCAUCAUGUGUUCUUUUGCUCUAGGCUGCUGUCACUGCAUUGUGGAAAACAGAACAAUGGGACUCAACUUUGCUUACACCAUACUACACAUCUCAAAGAUUAGUGUGGGAUACAACAGAUCAGUGUAAUGAUAUCUCAGUCAAGGGGUUAUGAUGAUGUGAAAUGUUAUCUUAAAAAAGUAACAAAAGACUAAAACAGGGAAAACAAGAGUCAAGUUCUAAAGAAACAAAAGUAGUUAUUUGUGAUUAAUUAGGGUUGAUUAGUCUAUAGAUUUUAACAAAGAUGGGAAUAAGAGUGUAUUUAUAGCAUUGAGGUAUACAAAAGAUUCACUUCCUUAAA